AUGCCCGCUGUUGAGCCAGACGAUCCAAUGCCUGAUGACCCAGUGCCCGCUGUCAUGCCUGAUGACUCGGCGCCCGCAGUCUUGCCAGAUGACUCGGCGCCCGCAGUCUUGCCAGAUGACCCGGCGCCCGCAGUCUUGCCAGAUGACUCGGCGCCGCUGUCGAGAUUGAUGACCCGAUGGCCGCAGUCUUGCCAGAUGACUCGGUGCCCGCUGUCGAGAUUGAUGACCCGAUGGCCGCAGUCUUGCUAGAUGACUCGGUGCCUGCCGCUCCGCCUGAGGGCCCGGUGCCUGCCGCCCUGCCCUGGGGGCCUGGUGCCUGCCACCCUGCCUGGGGGCCCGGUGCCUGCUG
Staurois parvus is the source of this 349-nucleotide messenger RNA. The record is from the annotation of a GenBank genome assembly. NCBI's taxonomy places the organism in Eukaryota, Metazoa, Chordata, Amphibia, Anura, Ranidae.